Molecule: messenger RNA, 6111 nt
Organism: Periophthalmus magnuspinnatus
Lineage: Eukaryota; Metazoa; Chordata; Actinopteri; Gobiiformes; Gobiidae
Gene: myh7ba
Product: myosin, heavy chain 7B, cardiac muscle, beta a
Exons: 44
Coding region: 192-6017 (1941 amino acids)
Cellular component (GO): myosin complex
Molecular function (GO): cytoskeletal motor activity; actin filament binding; ATP binding
Source: RefSeq, a predicted model, not a curated record
GAGACGCACAGUAUAAAGCAGGCAGCCUCCUCACGGGGCAGUUGUUUGGUUGUGGUCCGAGGGUCAGUGGAAACUUGGAGGACGCGUCGUCAGUCCGGUGUGUGUCCAGAGUGUGUCCAGAGCGCGUCCCUUGUGUGUCCGGUGUGUGUCCGGUGUGUGUCUGGUGCUAGAGCCCGAGAGGAGCCGUCACCAUGCCCCGCUUCGACAUGAAGGAGUUUGGGGAGGCUGGAGUGUUUUUGCGCAAAACUGAGCUGGAGAUACUGACGGGACAGAAAGCUUUUGAUGGAAAAAAGCGAGCCUGGAUCCCCGACGAAAAGGAGGCCUACAUCGAGAUAGAAAUCAAAGAGCUCAGCGGAGACAAAGUCAUCGUGGAGACUAAAGAUGGGAAGACCCUGACCGUGAAGGACUCAGACAUCCAGCAGAUGAACCCUCCUAAGUAUGACAUGAUUGAAGACAUGGCCAUGCUCACGCACCUCAACGAGGCCUCUGUGCUCAACAACCUGCGCAGGCGCUACGCCGCCUGGAUGAUCUACACGUACUCCGGGCUGUUCUGUGUCACGGUGAACCCGUACAAGUGGCUCCCGGUGUACACGGCCCCGGUGGUGGCGGCGUAUAAAGGAAAGAGGCGCAGCGAGUCGCCGCCGCACAUCUACUCCAUCGCAGACAACGCGUACAACGACAUGCUGCGAAAUCGAGAGAACCAGUCAAUGCUCAUCACCGGAGAAUCCGGUGCUGGCAAAACUGUCAACACGAAACGUGUCAUUCAGUAUUUUGCCAUUGUGGCAGCUCUUGGGGAAACAACUGCUAAGAAAGGACAAGGUCCUGCCACUAAAACAGGGGGGACUUUGGAAGACCAGAUCAUUGAAGCAAAUCCUGCUAUGGAGGCGUUUGGAAAUGCCAAAACGCUGAGGAACGACAAUUCAUCUCGCUUUGGCAAGUUUAUCAGAAUCCACUUUGGACCUACUGGCAAACUGGCCUCAGCCGACAUUGAUAUAUAUCUUCUGGAAAAAUCCAGAGUGAUAUUUCAGCAGCCUGGGGAGCGCAGUUACCACAUCUACUACCAGAUCAUGUCUCAGAAGAAACCUGAGCUCUUAGACAUGCUGCUGGUGUCAUCCAACCCCUAUGAUUACCACUUCUGCUCCCAAGGAGUCACCACUGUGGAGAACUUAGAUGAUGGACAGGAGCUUUUGGCUACUGAUCAUGCCAUGGAUAUCUUGGGUUUCCUGCCUGAUGAGAAGUAUGGCUGUUAUAAAAUAGUUGGCGCAAUCAUGCAUUUUGGCAACAUGAAGUUCAAGCAGAAGCAGCGCGAAGAACAGGCAGAGGCUGACGGCACUGAAAGUGCAGACAAGGCCUCCUACCUGAUGGGAGUCAGUUCAGCUGAUCUCAUUAAAGGUUUGCUCCACCCUCGAGUGAAGGUGGGCAAUGAGUACGUCGUAAAGGGGCAGAACGUAGAACAGGUUAAUUAUGCGGUCGGUGCUCUGGCAAAAGCCACGUAUGACCGCAUGUUCAAGUGGCUGGUGGGACGCAUUAAUCGCACUCUGUACACCUCCCUGCCUCGCCAGUUCUUCAUAGGAGUCCUGGACAUCGCUGGCUUUGAGAUUUUUGAGCUCAACAGCUUUGAACAGCUGUGCAUCAAUUUCACAAAUGAAAAACUGCAACAGUUUUUCAACCACCACAUGUUUAUCCUGGAGCAGGAAGAAUACAAAAGGGAGGGAAUCGAGUGGACUUUCAUUGACUUUGGUCUUGACCUUCAGGCUUGUAUUGAUCUAAUUGAAAAGCCUCUGGGAAUUAUGUCCAUCCUUGAAGAGGAGUGCAUGUUCCCAAAGGCCACGGACAGUAGCUUUAAAGCUAAACUGUAUGACAAUCACAUUGGAAAAUCACCCAAUUUCCAAAAGCCUCGACCGGACAAGAAGCGCAAAUUUGAGGCCCAUUUUGAGCUGGUGCAUUAUGCUGGCGUGGUGCCAUACAACAUUAUUGGGUGGCUUGAUAAAAAUAAAGACCCUCUAAAUGAGACAGUCGUAGCGUGUUUUCAGAAGUCGGCCAACAAGCUGCUGGCCUCGCUGUAUGAGAACUAUGUUGUCUCAGACACAGCGACAUCUGAAACCAAGUCUGGGGGCAAGGAGAAGAGGAAAAAGGCAGCCUCAUUCCAGACUGUGUCCCAGCUUCAUAAGGAAAACCUUAACAAGCUGAUGACUAACUUAAGAAGCACUCAGCCUCACUUUGUCCGGUGUAUCAUCCCGAAUGAGACCAAGACUCCCGGGAUCAUGGACCCCUUCAUGGUACUCCACCAGCUGCGCUGCAAUGGUGUGCUGGAGGGCAUCAGAAUCUGUAGGAAGGGCUUUCCUAACCGCAUACUUUACGCUGAGUUCAAACAGCGUUAUCGCAUCUUAAACCCUCAAGCCAUCCCAGAUGAUAAGUUUAUGGACAGCAGAAAAGCGGCCGAGAAACUGCUGAGUUCAUUAGACAUCGAUCACAACCAGUACAGGUUUGGACACACAAAGGUCUUCUUUAAAGCAGGUCUCCUGGGUCACCUGGAAGAACUGAGGGACGAGCGUUUGGCCAAAUGUCUGACGAUGCUGCAGGCCAUGGCUCGAGGAAAGAUUAUGAGACUAGAGCUGCAUAAGAUGAUGGAGAGGAAAGAGGCGCUGAUGAUCAUCCAGUGGAACAUUCGAGCAUUUAACGCGGUCAAACACUGGCCAUGGAUGAAACUCUUCUUCAAAAUUAAGCCUCUGUUGAAGAGCGCGGCCACAGAGAAGGAGCUAGCCUCUCUGAAGGAAGAGCUGAACAAACUGAAGGAGGCUCUGGAGAAGUCAGAGCAGAAGAGGACGGAGCUCGAGGAGCGGCAGGUCAGCCUGAUCCAAGAGAAGAACGACCUGUCGCUGCAGCUUCAGGCGGAGCAAGACAACCUGGCUGAUGCAGAGGACCGAUGUGACCUGCUCAUCAAGACCAAGAUCCAGCUGGAGGCCAAAGUGAAGGAGCUGAUGGAGAGGCUCGAGGAUGAGGAAGAGAUGAAUGCCAAUCUUCUCGCCAAGAAGCGCAAGCUUGAGGAUGAGUGUGCCGAGCUCAAAAAGGACAUUGAUGAUCUGGAGAUCACCUUGGCCAAAGUGGAGAAGGAGAAACAUGCCACUGAGAACAAGGUGAAGAAUCUUAUUGAAGAGAUGGCAGCUCUGGAUGAAGCUAGUCUGAAGCUGUCCAAGGAAAAGAAAGCCCUUCAGGAGGCCCAUCAGCAGACUCUGGAUGACCUGCAGGCAGAGGAAGACAAAGUCAAUGUCCUGACCAAGGCCAAGACCAAGCUGGAGCAGCAAGUGGAUGAUUUGGAGAGUUCUCUGGAACAGGAGAAGAAGAUCCGUUUAGACCUAGAACGCGUUCGUCGCAAACUAGAGGGUGAUCUGAAGCUGUCUAUGGAGUCUCUGAUGGACCUGGAGAACGACAAGCAGCAACUUGACGAGAAGCUGAAAAAAAAAGACUUUGAGAUUAAUGAGAUGAGUGGGAAAAUUGAAGAUGAGCAAGCUCUGGUCAACCAGCUGCAAAAGAAGAUAAAAGAGCUACAGGCUCGCAGUGAGGAGCUGGAGGAGGAGCUGGAGGCAGACCGGGCCUGCAGGGCCAAAGUGGAGAAGCAGCGUGGCGAUGUGGCCCGAGAGCUGGAGGAGCUGAGCGAGCGCCUGGAGGAGGCCGGAGGGGCCACAUCAGCUCAGGUGGAGAUCAACAAGAAGAGAGAAUCUGACUUCCUGAAACUACGACGGGAUCUGGAGGAAGCCAUGCUCCACCACGAGGCCACCGCAGCUGCACUGAGGAAAAAGCACGCAGACAGUGUUGCUGAGCUGGGCGAGCAGAUUGACAGCCUCCAGAGGGUCAAGCAGAAGCUGGAGAAGGAGAGGAGUGAGGCCAAAAUGGAGGUGGAUGACCUGGCUUCUACAGUGGAGCAGCUGUCCAAAGCCAAGGCCACUUCUGAGAAAAUGUGUCGCUCGUAUGAAGACCAGAUGAACGAAGCAAAAGCUAAAGUUGAGGAGCUCCAGAGGCAGCUCAGUGACACCAACACCCAGAAGGCCCGAGCUCAGGCCGAGAGUGCCGAGCUUGCCAGAAAACUUGAAGAGCGGGAGGCUCUGGUGUCUCAACUCCAACGUAGUAAGAACUCUUUGGGUCAAAAUGUGGAGGAGCUCAAGAAGCAGUUGGAAGAGGAAAACAAGGCCAAGAGUGCUCUGGCACACGCACUGCAGUCGUCCCGCCAUGACUGUGACCUCCUGAGGGAGCAGUAUGACGAGGAGCAGGAGACCAAGGCGGAGCUGCAGAGAGCUCUGUCCAAAGCAAACGUGGAGGUGGCUCAGUGGAGGACCAAGUACGAGACUGACGCCAUCCAGAGAACUGAGGAGCUGGAGGAGGCCAAGAAGAAGCUGGUGGUGCGUCUCCAGGAAAUGGAGGAGAAUGUAGAGGCAUCAAAUGCCAAAUGCUCCUCUCUGGAGAAGACUAAACACCGACUCCAAACUGAGAUUGAGGACUUGGUCAUUGACCUUGAGAGAGCCAACGCUGCAGCUGCUGCCCUGGACAAGAAACAACGCAACUUCGACAAGGUGCUGGCUGAGUGGAGGCAAAAGUAUGAGGAGUGUCAGACCGAGCUAGAGGCAUCUCAAAAGGAGUCUCGCAGCCUGAGCACAGAGCUUUUUAAACUCAAGAACUCCUAUGAGGAGACACUGGAACAUCUGGAGUCCCUCAAGAGAGAGAACAAGAACCUCCAAGAGGAAAUCACUGACCUGACCGAUCAAAUCAGUCAGGGGUCUAAGACCAUUCAUGAGCUAGAGAAAAUCAAGAAGGGCCUGGACCUAGAGAAGAGUGAGAUUCAAGCUGCUCUGGAAGAGGCGGAAGGCACUCUAGAGCAUGAGGAGAGUAAAACUCUGCGCAUCCAGUUGGAGUUGAACCAGAUCAAAGCAGAUCUGGAUAGAAAACUAGCAGAAAAGGAUGAGGAGCUGGACAACCUGAGACGUAAUCACCAGAGAACUCUGGAGUCCAUGCAGGCGACACUUGAUGCUGAAGCCAAGUCUCGCAACGAAGCAGUGCGCUUGAGGAAGAAAAUGGAGGGUGACUUGAAUGAAAUGGAAGUGCAGCUGAACCAUGCCAACAGACAGGCCGCAGAGUCCCAGAAGCAACUUCGCAACCUGCAGGUCCAAAUUAAGGAUGUUCAGCUGGAGCUGGAUGAUACAGUUCAUAAGAAUGAGGAGCUGAGGGAGCAAAUGGCGGUGACGGAGCGCAGGAACACCCUGUUAGCGGCGGAGGUGGAGGAGCUGCGCUCGCUGCUGGAGCAGAAUGACCGCGCGCGGAAACUGGCCGAGCACGAGCUGCUGGAGUCCACUGAGCGAGUCAACCUGCUGCACUCUCAGAACACUGGACUGAUCAACCACAAAAAGAAACUUGAAAGUGAUCUAUCCAUGCUGUCUGGAGAGGUGGAUGAAGCAGUGCAGGAGUGUCGUAACGCAGAGGAGAAGGCCAAAAAGGCCAUCACUGAUGCGGCCAUGAUGGCUGAGGAACUGAAGAAAGAGCAGGACACUAGCGCUCAUCUGGAGAGGAUGAAGAAAAACAUGGAGCAAACCAUCAAAGACCUGCAGAUGCGUUUGGAUGAGGCUGAACAGAUUGCCCUCAAAGGGGGCAAAAAGCAACUGCAAAAGCUGGAGGCCAGGGUCAAAGAACUUGAAAAUGAACUGGAAGCUGAGCAAAAGAAAAGCCAGGAAUAUCAAAAAGGAGUACGCAAGUAUGAAAGGAGGAUCAAAGAGCUCUCCUACCAGGCAGAGGAGGACAAAAAGAAUAUGAUCCGUCUUCAAGACCUGAUUGACAAGCUCCAGGCCAAACUCAAGGGCUACAAAAGGCAGGCAGAAGAAGCGGAGGAGCAGGCCAACACCAAUCUAUCCAAGUACAGAAAACUGCAGCAUGAGCUGGACGAUGCAGAGGAGAGAGCGGAAAUGGCUGAAUCCCAGGUCAACAAGCUCCGAGUGCGCACCCGCGACCAAGGCAGCAAGCAUGCAGAGUGAUGCUGCGGACAACAGCGGCUGAGCAUACCAGAGGAUGCCAGCCCAGACAGCUGAGUGUGACAGAGACUUGUGCCAAUAAAGACUUUUGAACUUA